Molecule: messenger RNA, 7776 nt
Organism: Numida meleagris (helmeted guineafowl)
Lineage: Eukaryota; Metazoa; Chordata; Aves; Galliformes; Numididae
Gene: NUAK1
Product: NUAK family kinase 1
Exons: 7
Coding region: 3200-4897 (565 amino acids)
Biological process (GO): protein phosphorylation; intracellular signal transduction; microtubule cytoskeleton organization
Cellular component (GO): cytoplasm
Molecular function (GO): ATP binding; protein serine/threonine kinase activity; tau-protein kinase activity
Source: RefSeq, a predicted model, not a curated record
GGUUUUAAGGUCCCUUCCAACCCAACACAUUCUGUAAUUCUAUGAUUGCUUGAGCCCUCCCUUGAGAAAGGGCCUGUACAGGCCACCAGGCAGACAAUGUGGGGUAGAAGGUGUUUAUUGAGAGGUAAUCAAACCUUUCACCUCCCUGGGUCUCUUUCAGAGGGGAAAAGUAGCCACUGAGACUUGAGGAGAGGUAUUCAAAAGUACCUGUAAUGAUGGUGUGGCCUGUUGAGACAGACACUCCUGUGGAGUGCUGUAGUCUGGGAGGAGAGACAAAUGGCAACUUCUGAGCUGCUACAGGCCUUUCUUUUCCUUUAGGAGUCACACUAGCUUUCUGUUUCCAUUUCCUCAUUUCCUCAUAGCAAGUGUAUAGUGCCAAAUCACCACUUGCCUCCCAAAGCUUAAAUAAUAAAUGGCCACACUGCGCUUUGAGCAUCUUUUUGUGCUAUGCAAAUACCAGUGAUAACAUUACAUCAGUAGAUGUGAGUGCCUCAAUCCUUGCUUAGAAUGCAGUGCUGUUCCUGGUAUGUCCUGUCCCUCUGCAAUGGGACACUGCCUUCCUUGCAGUGCUUCUGCUGCUUGUCGAGGUGGUAGGAUACGUCCUGAGUGUGGGUACGUGCUUGGGGGCAGCCAGCCAUCCUGGGUGAGCCAUUGAUGUCACUGCCAUCAAGAUGGGACGCCUGCCUCUUGUCUUUCCCCAUUUCUAAAUGCCAGUCGCUGUGAUCUGAAGUGGCUGAGAGAGGGAAGAGAAAGCUCUGAACAGUGAAAGCUGGGGCGUGUGUUUGGCAUGCAUUCUUUCCUGGUGCUGGGAUGAGGUCUUGCAGCCUGGAUGUCACUGAGAAAAUCCCAAGAACUUCAGCUGUGCUGCUGAAUUCAACCACUUAAUAGGUGAGUGAUGUUUCCAGGAGUGCUCACGUACCAUUCUCAAAAUUCAGUUAAAUCUUUAGAAACAGCCUUUAGAAAUUAAGGUUCCUAGGUGCAUUAACUAGUCUUCAGCAAGGGUUGUGAGACUGUACAUUUUCUGGUCCUGUAGAAUAAUACGUAUUCCCAGGAAACACAUCCGUUUGCAUUUGAAGAUUCAUCUAAACAUAUAUUUACAGAGUGCUGCCACUCUUUUACAUCAUAUUUGCGUUUCUAUAUCUAAAAAUAUCUGUUUUCACUUGUGCAAUUAUUCCUGAGAGGCUAUUUACAGUAAUUAUGUGUAGAUUUACAAAAGUGCUGUCUGUGAAGCACAAAGUCGAGUUGGUGGGAGAUUGGCAAGCCCUCUGGGGUGCCAUUAUUUCUUUACCAGCCAUGAAUGAUGAAGAAUUUGCUUCCCGUUGUAUAUUUGACAAUGGAACCCUUCUUAAAUUCUUCCUCAGAGCCAAGUACAAGGCUGUCUUCUAAUAAAAAAAAAAAAAAAAAAUGUGUUUUUACCCAUGUCUAUAUUUAUUUCUUGCAGGAAUGCACAUAUUGCUCCAAGAGCCACCCACGUCCUUCUUGUAUACAGGGUGUAUUUGCAUUUGCAGCCUGUCUCACUGCAGACAUAAGUAGGGGGGAAAAUGCAGCCUCGUCUUUACUGUUGGUUGCCAUCUCUAUCUCUGGGGUCACUUGAGAUUACCAGGGCCACUCAUUCAGUUAGGAUCUGUUGCAUUACCUGUGCUAGAAAUAUGCGUAGCAUAGGUAAGACCAUCAUUGUGUUGUUACUUUUAAAAUCUCUAUACCAAAUGUUUGGGUAAAGAGGAAGAAAAGAACUAUUUUGUUUUUUGCAUGCUGAUCAGUUUGUCCCUUGACUUCUGCUUUCUGUUCCUCUGUCUCUAAAUAGGGUAGCACUUGAGCACAUGCUUGAUUUUAAACACAUGCUGAAAUGUUUGGGAAUUCAAGGGGAUGGGGCGUACACUUACUGUUUUUUUGAACAACAUUGCUUUUCAGAGUUGGAGGCCUUAUAGGAAACCUGAUCCUUGAAACUAGCUCCUGUUUAUGUGCAUUUCCAUUUUUUAAUAUUGUAGGUUUUUCCCUUCUUUUUUCAGCAUCCUUGAUGCUACAUCAUGUAAUGAAAACAAUACUGGUCAUGCUACUUGCAAUUACUAAAGUACGUAGUGAAUGUAUUUUUCCAAGGGAACCAGAGAAAUCACAUAAAUCACAGAUUUACUCGUGCUUUUGCAGGAGAGGUCCACAGUAGUUGGCUGCGUAGAAUGACAGAAGUGUUGUUUACCCAUAAAGAGGUGGUCAUCUCAGCAGGUCGGCGAUGCAUUUCAAAGGCUUCUUGUUGAUUUUAAGCCAGCCGAUAAUUUAUUCCUUGAACUCUGCCUUAUGAAAAUAAAACUGGGUAAAUAUCGAGUAUGAUAAAGGCCGCGCUGCCAUUCAGACUGCACAGUGCCCUCACCUUCCCUCACACCAGUGUCUCUCCAUUGUUGGCUUGGGCAUUUCUUAAAGGGCACGAGCUGACCUCUGCAAUUAUUUAUGGCGUUGUUCAGAUAAGCCCUUUUUCACAAGCAACACUCACACACUCACAAGGGCUGUUAUAAUUUGAAUUUAUAUCGCAAGUUCAGCUAUCGCUUCCUCUGUUCCCACCCUGCCUUUUGGAAUGAUACCCAGUCACACGAUGUGCUUGUAAAAAGGUUGCUGAUUGAGGAAGGAUGCAGGAAGGAUAUGGUUUUGCAGUGAUUGCAUAAGUGCUUUGCAGCGCCCGAAAGCUGUGGGUUUAUAUGAGGACGAGUUUAGAUGUGAAUUUCAAAGAUUUAUUUCUUCUGAUUUUGAAAUAAGUCAUGAGUACUUCGGCUGUUUUGGAGAACCAUGAAGCAACUCAUGUGGAUGUGGUCCUCAGCGUAUUAGCAAGGACAAAUAUCUGUUUUGUAAUCAGCACUGUGGAUGCUCUUCCUUAUUUCCAUCAGAGAUCUCAGCCUUAUUUCAGAGAAAUUGUCUCCAGAGCUUCUGUUUGAAAUUGUCAGAUGUGAUCAUGUCUAACUGGAAGUUGUUCCCAUCAAAGGCUUUGGGGAGUUCUACUGUUUGCCUCAUACUGCUUAGACUAACACUGUCUGCAUCCUUCCACCAAGUGCUGUGCUCCCUCUCAGAGAAUUCGUAAUACCUGGAGAUCCUAAAGCUUCAUGUCAUCCUUGGCGGUAAUGAGAGUGUACUUAUUGCUCUCAGAUGAAGGAGCUGGGGUGUGGAGGUUGCAAUAAAAUCCAUUCGUAAGGACAAAAUUAAGGAUGAACAAGAUAUGGUUCACAUCAGACGGGAGAUUGAGAUCAUGUCAUCCCUCAGCCACCCUCAUAUCAUCACCAUAUAUGAAGUGUUUGAAAAUAAAGAUAAGAUUGUGAUCAUCAUGGAGUACGCAAGUAAAGGAGAGUUGUAUGAUUAUAUCAGUGAGAGGCGACGACUGAGCGAAAGAGAAACAAGACACUUCUUCCGACAGAUAGUCUCUGCUGUACAUUACUGCCACAAGAAUGGUGUGGUCCACAGGGACCUAAAAUUGGAAAACAUCCUUCUUGAUGACAAUUUUAAUAUUAAGAUUGCUGAUUUUGGACUCUCCAACCUUUAUCACAAAGACAAAUUUCUGCAGACCUUUUGUGGAAGCCCACUGUAUGCUUCCCCUGAGAUAGUUAAUGGACGACCUUACAGAGGCCCAGAGGUUGACAGCUGGGCCCUUGGUGUAUUGCUUUACACUCUGGUUUAUGGAACUAUGCCCUUUGAUGGCUUUGAUCACAAAAAUCUCAUCAGGCAGAUCAGCAGUGGAGAAUAUCGUGAGCCAACGCAGACCUCAGAUGCUCGUGGUCUUAUCAGAUGGAUGCUGAUGGUGAACCCUGAACGCCGAGCAACCAUUGAAGACAUUGCCAACCACUGGUGGGUUAACUGGGGCUACAAGAGUAGUGUUUGUGACUGUGAUGCUAUGAGGGACUCUGAGUCCCCAUUGCUAGCAAGGUUCAUUGAUUGGCAUCACCGUUCUACUGGCCUCCAACCAGAGACUGAUACCAAAAUGAAGUGCCUUUCUAAGCCCAAAGGUCCUGAAGUCACACUAGAGAGACAAAGGUCUCUGAAAAAAUCAAAAAAGGAAAAUGACAUUGCACAGUCCAUCCAGGAAGGAGGAGCUGAAAAUGCAUCCAAACCCACUUCCAAAAGACCCAAAGGCAUCCUGAAGAAAAGGAGCAACAGUGAACAUCGAUCUCACAGUGCAGGGUUCAUUGAAGGUGUCGUCAGCCCAGUGUUACCCUCUGCUUUUAAGUUGGAGCAGGAGUUGUGUAGGACUGGCGUAGCCAUUAAAAGUGUUGUGGAAGGAGAGGUAGCUGGCAAAUACGGCACUAAGCAGUCUUCACUAAUGCCAAAAAAAGGAAUCUUAAAGAAGACUCAGCAGAGGGAGUCCGGCUAUUACUCUUCUCCAGAACGAAGCGAAUCUUCUGAACUCUUGGACAAUAAUGAUGAAACAGUAAACAGUGACACCUCUCCAGGGGUCACAGAACCAUCCAGAAAUGGGUCUUACAGCCAUUCCUGCAGGCGUAAGGGUAUCUUGAAACAUAAUGGCAAGUAUUCUACCAGCAGCACUGAAUCUGCUUUAAUUAGCCCUGAUACGCCAACGCUGGAGGCCAUGGAAGAAGUAGUCCUGCCUGGAGAUGCAUUACCUCGAAGUUAUAGUCGCCCUUCCAGCGUGAUUAGUGAUGACAGUAUUUUGUCCAGUGACUCCUUUGAUUUGCUGGAUUUGCAAGAGAAUAGGCCAAACAGACAGAGGAUACGGAGCUGUGUCUCUGCUGAAAAUUUCCUACAGAUCCAAGACUUCGAAGGACUUCAGAACCACCCACGGCCACAGUACCUAAAACGGUAUCGCAACCGUCUGGGGGACAGCAGUUUUUCCCUUCUCACAGACAUGGAUGAUGUGACUCAGGUCUACAAGAAAGCCCUAGAGAUCUGCAACAAGCUCAACUAGCAGCAGGAAGAUGGAAAGGGAGGGAAGGGAGUUGUUCUGGGUACCUUUAUGGUGGAGUUAGCCAGGUUACUGAUUUGCUGAUAAUGGUAGGUUUUCCUUCAAAGGACCUGACUGUACCUACUUAACUGAACUCCUAGAAAAGUCUUGAGUAGCCCCAAAGUCAUCUCACACCUCUCUAAUUUUGUGUCUUCAAAAUAUUACCUAGCUGACCAGAGCAAAACCUUUGGUCUUUGUAUGUGUGACGAAAGUAUAUUAGGAUCUAGCAGACAUAAGAUCUAGCAGACAAAAGCAUUGAGAUUUAAUGGCUUGGAGUCCAAGCUAGGCAGAAUUAAAACUGGAAACAAGGCACACACAUUUUGAGAGGUUUCUAAUUCAUAUUAAUUAUCUACAGCAAGAGAUAAGUCGAAUUCUUCAAGUCAAUUUUAGAUGUCUUUUAGAAAGAGAGCCUUUAUUUUCCCUUGAAGUUAUUCAUCAGGAUACAAGCAUUGCACGUUGAGAAUUUCCAUCCUGCAUUAUGCAGGAGGCGAGGCUGGAUGGUCGCCCUGUUUCCUUCCACCAGGGUGAGCUGAGAUGUUCCUGAACCCUUUCUGGGACAGAUAGUUUAUGAGUGUUAUUGCAGAAUAACUUCACAUGGCUGCAUGUGUACAAGCAUUGGAGUAGGUGUUCAGAUCUGGCCCUUCCUACAGCCAUUGCUCUUCAGAGAGCAGGUGGCCUUAAAAUUCUUUCCAAUACCACUCCUACCAGCAAAAACAGUCAGAGAAAUGAGAAAGGGAGCUGGAAGUAAUGGGUGUUGUAAACAGUGACUCUUCAAAGCAUUUCAACCUGUGUGUUCAAUUUGUGACUUUUUGAAAGUGGCCAGGCAGAUAAAUGCCCAGAGAUAGGUCCUAACACACCCUCCAACCUUGAGUUCAGUCACUGUCAGCAAAUGGUACCAGCUUGCUAUUAGCUUGUAGUAUCUGAGGGUGACAGGUAGUCUGCGACCAGAAUGUUAGGUAACGAAAAGGUUGUAGCAUGUAGGAAAUGGAUAGAGGUCAGAAAGUUGGUGGGAAUAUGCCUUUCCCCAAAUGAAAAUAUUUCUAAGUAGGUAGUAAUGGAGCAGAAAGAAUUGAGCGAUGAAAUGAUAAUGGUAGAUUUGAUAACAGAGUUAGCAUAAAAAUGCAGGCCUCUAUACCAAUAGCAUAGCUGGUACUGCGUGUGUGGUGAUGCCAGCUUGAAAAAAUGAGAAGGAUAUGUGUGUGUGUGUUCUCACACAUACCUAAACAUCUAGACUAAAGGCUUCAACUCCCAUAAAGGUACCACAUGGGUCUACUGGAUUAUCUGAAUGUAAGCCUAUGUCAGAAAGGCACUGUGUGUUUGACAGGCCUGGGCAAACUGGAAUCGUAAGGCCCAUUUCACUCUCAUUUACAAAAGCACAUAGCCCCUAGCUUUCUUGGAGGUGCACUGGUGUGAAUACAUGGCAGGUUUCAGCCUAUGAUGUCUAAGAGCCACAGCUGCAAAAUCCAUGUAUACAGACAUACUCAGAAGAGAGAAGCAUGGGGCAAACUCUGUUCUCACUCCUCCCCUGGAACUGGAACUGAAAGCAGACUUUGGCCCACUGUGUCCAAAAUCCUGGAGACUGUGCAGAAAUGGAAUAGGGAUCCUCUGAUGAUUCUUUGAGAAUCAGUCUGAUGAUUCUUUGAGAAUCAGGGAUAACCCCACAAACAUUGGCAUCUGGGGCAGGGAGCAGUUUCACUUGCAAAUUGUUUAUUUGGUGUGUCACGGUACUUGAGUCUGCUGGUUCCUCCUAAAAACCAACCAGCAUAAAGAUGAACGAGCUCAAAUUUCCUAAGUCAGUUAAUCUGUUUCUGUGGAGAACCUUUUCCUUGUUAUGAAACACUGGACCAAAUUUGGCCCUGGAGUCAAUGGCAUCAAUACCCACAAUGUCUACGAGAGACGUGCUCUCAGGCGGUCAAGUGAAAUGUGGCUCACUGCUCAUUUGCUCAGGAAGGGCGAUUUCAGGGCAUUUCUCUCUAGAUGCAGGAUGCUUUCAGUAUGAUGCUUACAGAUCCCGUCUUCUCACAGGCCCUGCAUUUGCUCCUUCAGCCCACCCAACGCCAACACCCUAUUUUGUAGUGUAUUUAAUCAACAGGUAGCACAGUGGCCUGGAGCAGAAGAGCCGGAUCCUCAGCCAGCGCACCUCAGCGCUGUCGCGUCGAUGUGACGGAGCAGCACUUCGGUGGGGUUGUGCUGAGUGAUGCCUUCCCUGUGGGUCUGCUGCUAAAUCCUGAGGGGAUUUAUGAGGGUUUUAGGAUGAAGGCAAGGGAGCUCGACCAGCUGCGGCAGGGAACCGAGGAGCACCCUGAAGGCUCGAAUCUACCUAGGCUUUUGCCCAGGCCUGCUUCCUUGUGUACAAAUGUGAAUGAGUGAGUGACUGCUUGCUGCCAAACUGGAAAUGUUACAUAGGGAUUUACUGGCAUGUUACUGGCAUGUUACAUGUUUACUGGCAUGUUAUCAUUCCUAGAGAAGAAAAAAAAAAAACUUGACUGCACAUUGUUAUUAUUAGUGUUGUGAUUUUUAUUUAAUUUUUUUGUAAUACAAAGUUGACUUUUUUAUUUGAAUUUGUCUCUCUUUUUUUUUUUUUAUUUAUUGGUCUGAAAGCCAUUUCAAAGGUAUAAUAAUAUAUUUGGUGUAAUUUAAUUGGUGCAACAUUAUUUUACAGCUCCGGCCAAAAUCGUUUGGUGUUUUUUGUUUUGUUUUGUUUUAUUGUUUUUUUCUCCCGAUCCUUGGUUGGUUUGAGCUCUAGGAGGCACACAGGGGAAAACGCUGGAUAAUCACCCAAAGUGUAUUUUUAAUCUGAUACUGUUUUUUAUUAAAUAAAAUGGAAUUAAUGUAACUGUGAA